This is a messenger RNA of Emiliania huxleyi CCMP1516, 480 nucleotides long. RefSeq lists its product as hypothetical. Bases 1 to 480 code for a protein of 159 amino acids. The transcript is spliced from 4 exons. The record is from RefSeq and is a predicted model, not a curated record. NCBI's taxonomy places the organism in Eukaryota, Haptophyta, Isochrysidales, Noelaerhabdaceae. Gene Ontology annotation, cellular component: U4/U6 x U5 tri-snRNP complex; spliceosomal complex; U5 snRNP. Gene Ontology annotation, biological process: mRNA splicing, via spliceosome.
AUGUCCUACCUCCUCCCCCACCUGACGACGGGGUGGGCGGUCGACCAGGCCAUUCUAUCGGAGGAGGCGCGCGUCGUCUGCAUCAGGUUCGGGCACGACUACGACCCCGUCUGCAUGCAGAUGGACGAGGUGCUGUACUCGAUUGCGGAGCUCGUCAAGAACUACUGCGUCGUCUACCUCGUCGACACGACAGAGGUGCCCGACUUCAACACGAUGUACGAGCUGUACGACCCGUGCACCGUCAUGUUCUUCUACAGAAACAAGGCGCGCCCGGCCCGCCCUCUCCUCACCGCCGCGCCGCCCGCCGCCGCGCAGCACAUCAUGAUUGACUUGGGGACGGGCAACAACAACAAAAUCAACUGGGCGAUCCACGACAAGCAGGAGGUGAUCGACAUCAUCGAGACGGUCUACCGCGGAGCGCGGAAGGGGCGCGGCCUCGUGGUGUCGCCGAAAGACUACUCGACCAAGUACAGGUAUUAG